AUGGGCGAGCCUACCGCCAUCUUCCCAAUUAUCAACGCUGCGCAUCCUGAGGCUGCAGGUGGCACCCUUCUCAGGACCUUCGACGAAUUCAAUAGCCUGAUGGAAGCCUCUGGAAUCGAAGUCACCAGCUCUUGUGCGAGCGACUUUGACUGUCAGACACAAUGGCUUUGCGAAAACUGUGCAUACGACAUGUCUGGAGAGGAAAUCACUCAGCAUGCGGCAGUAUUUCGCGAGCUUGGGCUCUAUCUGCGUGGGUCGGAGGAUAGAAAGUUCAAGCGCUUGCCCGAACCUGCAUCCGGAACAGUAGCAGCAUCUGCCCAGGAGCGAGAGGGUAUCGGGCUUGCUGUGAAUGAACAUUUCAGGACGCUCGGCGAAAGGGCUGACAGAUUACGCACAGUUGGGCAAGGUCUGAUAGCGGAACAACUCGAGGACGGCGACAAUAACGAGCGCCAUCUUGCAUCUAUCCAGCCCACUGUCGAGACGACUACAGAAGAGGACUCUGACGAGCAGCGUGCUCAAGACCGUCAGCCCAUGAUGGAUGAGCUCGCGGUGCGCUUCGUGCCUCUGACGCAUGACGAGGCCGAUAUGCUAGAGGCGGUGUGGAUCGUGUACGGAGAUCAGUGGCAAACUUAUUGUCAAAGCAAGCACGACACGAAGACUAGUGCUACUGUGCUCACGAAAGCUGACUCAGCCACUUGGUCCGGUUAUGCAGAUGCUCGGGCGAAAACUUGGACAUAUGGAGAUGCGGAGCAGCUCCUCAAACGUACGGACCAGGACACAUUCAUCAUAUUGCUGUUGAAUGCAAGACCGUUCUCUGUGGUAUGGCGUUUGAUAUGA
Molecule: messenger RNA, 837 nt
Organism: Recurvomyces mirabilis
Lineage: Eukaryota; Fungi; Ascomycota; Dothideomycetes; Mycosphaerellales; Teratosphaeriaceae
Exons: 3
Coding region: 1-837 (278 amino acids)
Source: RefSeq, a predicted model, not a curated record